This is a messenger RNA of Penicillium odoratum, 594 nucleotides long. RefSeq lists its product as uncharacterized. Lineage: Eukaryota; Fungi; Ascomycota; Eurotiomycetes; Eurotiales; Aspergillaceae. The transcript has a single exon. The coding region runs from base 1 to 594 and encodes 197 amino acids. The record is from RefSeq and is a predicted model, not a curated record.
AUGGAGAACCAUCCAGCUGAAGAUAAUGCCGUUGGUGCAACUGUGUCACUGUCAAAUCAACCUACAGCGAGUCUUAUGGACCAAAUUUCAGUGAACAAAAAGACUUCAGUAGCUGGCGAGGGCCCCCUAAUAGGCUCCAGCGAGCAAAUGGACGCUAUCGACGAAUCAUUGACUGAUUGCCACCCAUGCUAUUUCCAUCUCCGCAUGUAUGGAGAAGCAGAUUACUUCAUGAUCGAAGAUCUGAAGAUCAAAGCAGCGGAGAACUUUCGAGAUUCAUUUGAAAAUUGCUCCGAAAAGCAAAUCUUGGCGCAGGCAAUCAAGGAACUAUAUUCAACAAAUGCCGACUACCGAGAUAUUAGGAAGCUAGCGAAGGGACUGAUUGUGAAAAACCUGCGAGAACUUCAAGGAGGGCUGACCCCGGGGAUCGAUUACGAUCUCUUGAAAGCAUAUCCAGCGUUUGCUGCUGAAUUAUGUAUAGCGACUAUGGAAGAGUAUUUGAGUAUGUCGUCCAGCCUCAGACAAGCGCUACCCCUUUCCACAGUCGCAUACAAGCCAUUCGAAUUCAAGAAAUUCGAAUACCAAUGGGGCAAAUGA